AUGCCUUCAUCAGCAAAUGGAGAACCCCGAAUGCCAGCCCCAUGGCUCUGGACUGGAGUUGGAUUCAAAAUUGGAAGGAGUGGAAUUAUUAGAGACAGCCUGGGUAACCUGGUCUUGGCCUAUGCAAGGAAUUUUGACUCUAUUUCGAGUAACAUGGCAGAGGCUCUUGCUCUUUUUUGGGGGCUGAAGCUGGCCCUGAGCACUCAAGCCAAGAAACUGAUUAUUGAAGGGGAUUCUAAACUGAUUAUUGAGGCUACUAAAUGUGCCUCAGGGAUCUGCUGGAGAAUCAAAAAUGUUAUCAAAGAUAUCUGGUCUAUGAUUGUCUGGUUGGAAGAUUUUAAAAUUCAACAUACCUACAGAGAGGGAAAUGGGGUGGCAGACUCUCUGGCUGUGAUGUGGCUAGAUAUUAAAGGAAUGAGGUGCUGGAAGCACUUAGGCUCUCUCACUGACAAACAUAAUGCCCUUAUUGGGAAUGAUCAAAUUGCCCGUAUCCAUCAAUGA
This is a messenger RNA of Cryptomeria japonica (Japanese cedar), 501 nucleotides long. RefSeq lists its product as uncharacterized. Lineage: Eukaryota; Viridiplantae; Streptophyta; Pinopsida; Cupressales; Cupressaceae. The record is from RefSeq and is a predicted model, not a curated record. Gene Ontology annotation, molecular function: RNA-DNA hybrid ribonuclease activity; nucleic acid binding. The transcript is spliced from 2 exons. The coding region runs from base 1 to 501 and encodes 166 amino acids.